This is a messenger RNA of Adineta steineri, 1482 nucleotides long. Lineage: Eukaryota; Metazoa; Rotifera; Eurotatoria; Adinetida; Adinetidae. The record is from the annotation of a GenBank genome assembly.
AUGUUUACAAGUCAUUUGACUUUUGCCAAAUGGUCAUCAAAUCAUUUUCUCGAUCUAUUAUCUUCUGAUAUAAUGCUCAAUCGAUUUUGUUUACAAAUUUUACCUUCGAUACAUGAUAAAGUUCAACAACUUGAUCUUAAUUCAUCAUUUAUAAAACAUGUUUUAUGUGCUGCUAAUUAUCCUAAUUUACAUAGUCUUACUCUUCAUAAUAUUAAUGAAAAGUCAGCUGAAUAUCUUAUAGAUCAAACUCUUUCGGAUAUUUUCAAAAAACAAAUAAGAACACUUUCUAUUACAAUAUGUGAUGAUUAUGAUGAUGCUGAUGAAAUGACACGAUCAGUUGCAAAGAUAUUUGAUAAAAUCUUGAACGUUUUUAUUAAUUUGACAAGUUUUGUAUUAAAUGACGCAUGGUAUAAAAUUCGUGUUCGAUUAACUUUUCACAAUCCAUUUUUUCAUAAUAUUCGUUCUUCAACUCUUUCGAAAUUAAUUAUUCGUGUAGAAUCUAUUAAUGAUUGUCUCUAUCUUCUUGAUGGUCGUUAUAAUCAACUUCAUACAUUUCAUGUUGACAUACUUGGUAUUGCAUUUCAAAAUAGAACUAUAAAUCAAGAUCAUUUACCAAAUCUAAAGUGUUUUUCUCUUUCGUGUGCAGAUAGCACAACCCAUUAUGACGAUGCAGUUCUUCCACUUUUUCGUCGAAUGUCAAAUCUAGAAGAACUCACUUUAUGUCUCACGGUGUGGUGUCAAAAAGCAGUAAUUGAUGGAAAGCAUUUAAAGACAAAUAUCCUUAAACAUAUGCCACAGUUAAAUCAAUUUACAUUUUUUAUUCACUCAUUCUGUCAUGCUACUCAUUCAAUGCGUUUACCAUCGUCAGAAGUUAUUCAAAAGACAAUCGUUGACUUUCCAAAUGAUAACAUCACUUCUUAUAUGGAUAUUCUUCCACAUACAGAACAAGUUCAAUGUCAUAUUUACUCAUAUCCAUUUAUGAUGCGAUAUUAUACAGGUAUUUCAAAUGUUUUUCCAGGUGGACUAUUUGAACAUGUUCGUUCAGUUUCAUUAAUUGAUGAACGUCCUUUUCAACAUGAAUUUUUUGUUCGAAUUCAGAAAUCAUUUCCAUUUAUGCAAGAAUUAUCUUUGGUUAAUUAUGAAGCACAAAAUCAAACGCAAUCUUUUCAAUCAAACGGCGAUAAUGGAAAUUUAUCAGUUAUUAAAUAUACUUCUCUUUGUAAACUUUAUAUUGACAGGGCUCAUAAUGAUUACGUAGAAGAAUUUCUUCUUGAUACCAAAACAUGUUUACAAAAUAAUAUUGCUCUUUUUGUUAAUUAUGAAUCUUUACAACGAGUAACACAUAAUUUCACAAGAGAUGCUACUCGAAAUAAUUAUUAUAAAAUAAUUAAAUUAAAUUUAUGUGAUCGAGCAGAACACUGCAAUGCUUUAGAAAAAUAUUUUUCUAAUGCAAAAAUAUGCUUUAGAAAAAAACGUUAUUGA